AUGGCGGCCACGAAGGGGUCAUCUGGCACCGUCAACGCACACAGCGGUGCUGGACUCGCGACGGAGAGUCAGGCGAGCACCAAUCGGCGUCUCUCACCGGCGGAAGUCAGGGAUCGUCAGGCCAAGGGACUAUGUUUUACUUGCAACGAACGGUGGAAUCCGACUCAUAGAUGCCCGUUCAAGCAACUCCAAGUAAUGAUCGUCGAAGACGAGAACGACGAUGAAGGACGGGAGGUUGAGGCUGAGGUCAUUGGUCACGAAGGGGAAGGCCUGCCUAAGGAGGACGAUGCGACUGUCAUGCAUCUCUCAAUGCAAUGUUUGCUAGGGCUCGCUUCAAACCAAACACUUAAGGCAUGGGGAGAAAUUCAAGGAUCAAGGGUCGUUGUGAUGAUCGAUUGUGGGGCUUCGAGCAACUUCAUAGGAAGAGGAACGGCCGAGAGGUUGGGACUAGUCGUUACUGAAACCCAAACGUACAACGUGGAAGUGGGUGACGGUCAUAAGGUCUGCUGUCAAGGGGUAUGCAAGGAGGUCACCAUUUCGCUUCAGGGAACGAUGAUUGUACAAGACCUUUACAUCUUUGAUCUGGGGAGUACAGACGUCGUGCUAGGGCUCGAGUGGCUGACUCAGCUCGGAGAGAUCAAGGCUAAUUUCAAGGACCUCACUCUGAAGUUUAUGAUUCAGGAUCGUGAGAUUACUAUCAAGGGGGAUCCCUCAUUGUUCCGUUCAGAGGCUUCUUUAAAAUCUGUGGUAAAGGCCUUGCAUGAUCACGGACAGGGGUUUUUUCUAAGGUCAGAAGAGGAAAGAGGCACAGGGGAUGAUACUCCAUGGGAAGAUUUGGAAGGACUGCUGGCUGAGUUCGAGGAUGUCUUCCAUAAGCUAACUGGGUUACCACCAAGGAGGCAACGGGACCAUGCAAUCAACCUAAAGCCAGGGAGCGUGGCACCUAACAUACGUCCAUACAGGUAUCCCCACUAUCAGAAAUCUGAAAUAGAGAGUUUGGUAGCUGAGUUACUAGGGGAUGGGUUGAUUAGACCAAGCACUAGCCCCUAUUCCAGCCCGAUGAUCCUUGUUAAGAAGAAGGACGGGAGUUGGAGGGUCUGUGUCGACUACAGAGCCCUAAACAAGUUGAUCAUCCAGGAUAAAUUUCCAAUUCCGGUUGUUGAUGAGUUGCUGGAUGAGCUUGGAGGCUCAAUGAUUUUUUCUAAGCUCGACCUGAAGUCUGGGUUCCAUCAGAUCAGGAUGCGCGAAGAAGGUAUACCCAAGACAGCCUUUAGAACGCAUCAAGGGCAUUACGAGUACCUGGUAAUGCCCUUUGGUUUAACAAAUGCCCCUUCGUCAUUUCAAGCUCUUAUGAAUGAUGUUCUUCGACCCUUUCUGAGGAAGUUUGCACUUGUGUUUUUUGACGAUAUCAUGAUUUACAGUAAAAGCAAGUGGGAGCACUUGGGACACUUGCGUCUGAUAUUCGAAGUUUUGCGGUCUAACUCUCUGGUGUGUAAUAGGAAGAAAUGCAGCUUCGGUAAGGAUCAAAUGGAGUACUUGGGGCAUGUUAUAACGGCCCAAGGAGUCAGUGCCGACCCUAGUAAGGUCCAGGCUAUGAGGCAGUGGCCAGCGCCCAAGAACAUCAAGGGGUUGCGGGGGGUUUUUGGGACUCACCGGGUACUAUCGGAGGUUUGUGCAAGACUACGGGAAGAUUGCAAAACCACUGACGGAGCUGCUUAA
Gastrolobium bilobum is the source of this 1719-nucleotide messenger RNA. RefSeq lists its product as uncharacterized. The transcript has a single exon. Bases 1 to 1719 code for a protein of 572 amino acids. Lineage: Eukaryota; Viridiplantae; Streptophyta; Magnoliopsida; Fabales; Fabaceae. The record is from RefSeq and is a predicted model, not a curated record.